Molecule: messenger RNA, 1183 nt
Organism: Propithecus coquereli (Coquerel's sifaka)
Lineage: Eukaryota; Metazoa; Chordata; Mammalia; Primates; Indriidae
Gene: RP9
Product: retinitis pigmentosa 9 (autosomal dominant)
Exons: 6
Coding region: 74-739 (221 amino acids)
Biological process (GO): RNA splicing
Source: RefSeq, a predicted model, not a curated record
GGAGGAAGUGCCCUCUUGGCCGCUGCUGGAGCCGCGCCGCAGGGGCCGCUGGAGCUGCGCUGCUGGGGCAGCGAUGUCGUCCCGGCCGGGGCGCGACGACUCGGGAGCUGGGGGCGCGCGGCGGCCGCGGGAGCCGCCCGAGCAGGAGCAGCAGCGGCGCCGCGAGCAGAAGCGGCGGAGGCACGAUGCGCAACAGCUGCAGCAGCUCAAGCACCUGGAGUCCUUUUAUGAAAAACCUCCUCCUGGGCUUAUCAAGGAAGAUGAGACGAAGCCAGAAGACUGUAUACCAGAUGUACCAGGCAAUGAACAUGCCAGGGAAUUUCUGGCUCACGCGCCAACUAAAGGACUUUGGAUGCCACUGGGGAAAGAAGUCAAAGUUAUGCAGUGUUGGCGUUGUAAACGGUAUGGUCACCGAACGGGCGACAAAGAAUGUCCUUUCUUUAUCAAAGGCAACCAAAAAUUAGAACAGUUCAGAGUAGCACAUGAAGAUCCCAUGUAUGACAUCAUACGAGACAAUAAAAGACACGAAAAGGAUGUAAGGAUACAGCAGUUAAAACAGUUACUGGAGGAUUCCACCUCAGAUGAAGAUGGGAGCAGCUCCAGUUCCUCAGAAUGUAAAGAGAAACACAAGAAAAAGAAGAAGAAAGAAAAGCAUAAGAAAAGGAAGAAAGAAAAGAGAAAGAAGAAAAAACGGAAGCACAAGUCUUCCAAGUCCAAUGAGAGUUCUGACUCAGAGUGACAAGGACUUGACUUGUUCAGCAUUCUCUUCUCGAAAAUCAAACACUGUGGCCAAAGAACAGAGGAAGGUGCAAGGGAGAGAGUAGGAGGAUGGAGACGCCGAGAGAGGAGGACGUGUGGUGUCACAGCUGCGAAUCCCACCCACCUGCCGUGAAAACGUGACCCUCAGGAGAGGGAGUUGUCUCUUUCCGGGACUGAGCUCUGGAUAGCAGCUGACUUCAGGCCGGAAAGCUUAUUCAGUGUCCGCCUCCCUGCCGGUCACGUGAGUUUCUGAUUCCUUUGAAAUGCCUCCUGCAGGGGGCAGGCCCAAGGGAAUCUCUGAGGAAGGUCUUCCAGGCACUGCCACAGCUUGUGCCCUGCACGGUGGGGCAACUCGAUUUCCAUCGACUUCAGAGUGGAGUCUCUGUUGUUGAGGAGAAUAAAAGCUCAUUAUUUAUUUUUUAAA